UAGAGUCGUGUUAAACAGCAAAUUUCUAUAUGAUCGUUCACGGAUGCAAUUCCCUAAAUUAUAAUGAUGAUGUGUUUUUGGAUUUGGGUUAACACCAGAACAGAAUGCAAUGUUUUCACAAUGCAUACACUUCAAACGACAACUUUGUUUUUAUUCGGAUUUCUUUUUUAUUCAUGCACAAGCGCAGACUGCCCACUCGGAAGUUACAGCAAAAAUUGUUCCAAGCUAUGCCAUUGCCGCGUGGGCCCAUGCGACGGAAUUACGGGUGCAUGUGGGAAUGGUGUCUGUAAAGAUGGAUGGAAAGGAAUAGCGUGUAAUGAAACGUGUCCAAUGGAAAGUUACAGCGUAAACUGUUCCAAGCAAUGUCAUUGCCUUCGGGGCCCAUGCGACGGUGUUUCGGGUGAAUGUGAUAAAAGUGGCUGUAAAGACGGAUGGACAGGAAUAGCGUGUAAUGAAAAGUGUGGCGGGGUCCUGACCGAUCCAUAUGGCGCCAUCACGAGCCCCAAUUACCCAUGGAAAUACAGCAGAAAAAAUAAUUGUACCUGGUUAAUCAACGCACCAGAGGGAAGCCGGAUAAAUGUGGACUUUACAGACUUUGAAUUGGAGAAAUGCAAAUUUUGCGAAUGUGACUACCUGGAGCUCUUCAACGGACCAACCCCCUCCUCUCCGCUUGUCGGGAAGUUCUGCGGUACACCUAAUAGAUUCAGGUCGCAGUCAAACUCUGUCCGUAUUGUCUUCACCACAGACAACACCAAUAUUGCGAGGGGCUUUAGACUGACGUACACAUUCUCCACGCAAUACGACUGCGCACAUGGAAGUUACAGCGUUAACUGUUCCAAGCAAUGCCAUUGCCUUGUGGGACCAUGCGACAAAGUCACAGGUGCAUGUGAGAAUGAGGUCUGUGAAGACGGUUGGAAAGGAAAAGCGUGCAAUGAAACAAAAGAAACCACUGCCGCCAAGCCAAGCACGACAGACACAAUCAGCAUCCCGACCACAACAACUACUAUCCCAACAAGAAACACAGCCUCUGGGACGUCUCCUACUACCCAUGUAUCUAUUUUUACAACGGAGCGUCAACAUAGCCAUUCUGAAGAUUCUGAGAAAACGCAUAACCCAUUAUUUGCUGCAACUGUGACUCUUUCUUCGGUCCUCGGCGUUGUGCUUGUCGCUGUUAUAAUAUGUAUUGUGGUGUUCAUCAGAAGACGACAUCGCCAAUCUACUGGAGGGACCACUGCUAAUACAGAAUCGUCUCCACAACAACACUACGACGACUUGUUAACUUCCAGGGACCCUGGCAACUAUGACUACCUUCAAAUGCCGACCUGUGGCCAGCAGGGAUGCACAAACUAAAAUAUUGCAGUUGCGAACAUUCCUUUGACGAAUGGACUUGGUCAAAAGAAUAUGCGUAGGGAUUGUUCGCGUUCAGUGUAAACUUUUGUAUAUAAAAAUAUUCGCUUUUGAAAUAUGUCAUGGCUACAUUUAAUUAGCAUGUUUGCAAUGUUUUAACUCACAUUUUAAUGAAGCUGUUUUCUUAGAUGUGUAUGAUUUUACCAGAUCUCGAAAUUGAUACUAUAAACGAAAAAUAAAAUAAAAAACCACUUGCGAGUUUCUUGACCGAGCAAAUGUAUCGCUCUAAACAAGCACUAAACAUAAAUAAACGCAUGUAAACACACCAAUCUGAUAUCAAAACCACUUCUGAAAGUUCUACCAGCCUAGCAUAGAAACUCGCAUGGCCAACACCAGGCGCCGGUAACUUCAACAUUAGAAGGUCAGGCAAAAUACUUAACCAACAACACCUACCAACAUCUUGUCAUCCCAAAAGCUGAUGAAAAGUGUGAAACCUGUUGUUGUUUGUUUUACCUAACGCAAAAAGAAUUAGUCUCAAAGGAGAGUGUAGUUCCCAUGAUUUUGUUUCGCAAGGACGAGUUCCAGAACAUUGAAUUGCUGAUAAAAUAUCAAAUGACAAUUAAAGCAAGACGUGAUUGUUCUGGAUCAACGGGACAAUGGGUGAAGCAAUACAAAAUAAUGUCAAAAGAAGUCACAUGUAUCAGCUCAUUAGUGGACUUGACACGGGAUUUUUCAAAUGCCAUUACUUGUAUGUGAAGACUUUUAUAGUGAGGUUA
Molecule: messenger RNA, 2123 nt
Organism: Dreissena polymorpha
Lineage: Eukaryota; Metazoa; Mollusca; Bivalvia; Myida; Dreissenidae
Product: tolloid-like protein 2
Exons: 10
Coding region: 64-1350 (428 amino acids)
Source: RefSeq, a predicted model, not a curated record